This is a messenger RNA of Chlorella variabilis, 1257 nucleotides long. RefSeq lists its product as hypothetical. NCBI's taxonomy places the organism in Eukaryota, Viridiplantae, Chlorophyta, Trebouxiophyceae, Chlorellales, Chlorellaceae. Bases 1 to 1257 code for a protein of 418 amino acids. The record is from RefSeq and is a predicted model, not a curated record. Gene Ontology annotation, cellular component: endoplasmic reticulum. Gene Ontology annotation, biological process: lipid biosynthetic process. Gene Ontology annotation, molecular function: oxidoreductase activity; iron ion binding. The transcript has 10 exons.
AUGGGGGAGGAGAGCAUCGCCCUGUACGCCGUGCCCUACAUGCAAGUCAUCUUCCUGCUGGAGCUGCUGGCCUCCUCCGCCCUCAGGAAGCAGGUGUACAACCUGCGGCAGAGCAUCAACAACCUGGCGGCGCCCGUGAUUGUCUUCUUCACCAUGCGCGCCUUCAUGAAGGCGGCGAUGGUUCUGCCCUACUGCUGGAUCCACCAGCACUACCGCCUCGUGGACUGGACGCCUGAGCGCGCCUGGUGGAUGGCAGUGCUGGCCUCCGUGUUCUGCGACUUCUGCACCUACUGGACGCACCGCAUCAUGCACACCAACAACCUGGGCUGGUCGAUGCAUGUCAUGCACCACAGCAGCAUGGACUACAACUUCACUGUGGGCCUGCGGGGCGGCAUCUUCGACAUCACGUUUGGCGGCUGGCUGCUGUACAUGCCCCUGGCGCUGGUGUGCCCCGUUAGGGUGUACCUCAUGCAGAGGACCUUCAACUUUGCCUACUCGAUUUUCGUGCACACCGAGCUAGUGCCCAAGCUGUGGUGGCCCAUUGAGCUCAUCAUGAACACCCCCUCCCACCACCGCGUGCACCACGCACGGAACUACGGCAUGAGGAACUAUGGCGACCUUCUGAUCAUCUGGGACCGCAUAUUUGGCACCUUCCAGGAGGAGCGGGACGACAGGAAGCCAGUGUUUGGGCUCAACUCGCAGCCAGUCCCCCAGGGCACCUACAACCCGCUGUGGCACCUCGUGCACCAGAUGUGGGCCACGCUGCGCCUGGCGGCAUCCGGCAAGGUCCCUGUGUCCAAGGCGUUGUUCACCCGCGUGACGGGCCCCGAGAUGGUGCCCUACCAGCUGGGUGCCGAGGCCGCCGGCGCAGAGGCGGCUGGCAAGGUGAAGAAGGGGGCGGCGGCGCGGGUGGAGGUGCAGGCAAACGCCACCGCCGCCCAGGAUGGCAAGAGCGGCGUCGACGCGCCGUACCGGUGGGAGCGCCGCGCGCUCACCAUCCUCGACCUGUACGCGGCUGCCCACCUCCUCCUGUUCUGCUUCCCCACCACCGGCUUCCUGAAGACCAACGAGACCCUGAGGGUGGCGGUGCAGGGUGUGGUGGCAGUUCACCUGCUUCGCUCUGGAGACCUGGGCCCCGACUUCACACAGAAGGCGCAGUUUGCUGUGGGCCUGUCCAUUUUCAGCCUUGGCUUCCUGCUGGCACACCUGCCAACCGCCAGGACUCGGCCCAACUAUGAGGCCAGGAAGAGGGCUUGA